CAUCGUCGCUCUCCAUGAAGCCCCCGAGGAGUCGAGCGUGUGGCCGACCCAUUCGCCGGUAAGACCGCGACGCCAUUCGUCCGCCGAGGUUCUGGCGAUUAAUCGCCCGCCUCCUCGUUGCCUGACGCUAGCUUCCUGUGAACCGUAUCUCCCCAUUUCCAUCGAUCGAGAGAGACUGAGAUGGCUUCAAUCGCAUUUGCCGCCUCCGCCGCCCCCUCCGUCGGCUCCUGUCGUCUGCCGAGAUUCGGCGUUUCUGGCGAGACCGAGCUCUCAAGAUGCCGCUCCUCCUCCUCCUCCUCCUCCUCCUGGCGUCUGGCCGUGAGAUGCAAAUUGCUUGAGCCACUGAGGUCUGACAAUGGAGCAUCACCAUGUAUUCCAAUCCUUAAUGAUCAGACAUUACCUGGCCUCUUGACAACACCACACCUACAAGAGAUGCACAAUAAGCAUGACACGAGGUUGCGUAUCUUCUCGGGCACUGCAAAUCCUUCACUUGCUCAGGAAAUUGCAAGUUAUUUGGGUCUGGAACUUGGAAAAAUCAAGAUAAAGCGGUUUGCUGAUGGCGAAAUUUAUGUUCAGUUACAAGAGAGUGUUAGAGGAUGUGAUGUAUUUCUUGUGCAACCAACAUGUCCACCAGCAAAUGAAAAUCUUAUGGAGCUCUUGAUAAUGAUUGACGCAUGCCGCAGAGCAUCUGCAAAAAAUAUUACUGCAGUUAUACCUUAUUUUGGUUAUGCUAGAGCUGACAGAAAGACUCAAGGGCGUGAAUCCAUUGCAGCAAAACUUGUAGCAAACUUGAUUACAGAAGCAGGUGCAAACCGUGUACUGGCUUGUGAUCUUCAUUCUGGGCAGUCCAUGGGAUACUUUGACAUUCCAGUCGAUCAUGUGUAUGGGCAGCCUGUGAUACUUGAUUACCUGGCCAGCAAGACCAUUUGUUCAGAUGACUUGGUAGUGGUCUCUCCAGAUGUUGGAGGUGUAGCCAGGGCACGUGCUUUUGCCAAAAAGUUAUCAGAUGCACCUUUAGCCAUUGUGGAUAAAAGGCGUCAUGGACAUAAUGUUGCUGAGGUGAUGAAUCUGAUUGGUGAUGUUAGAGGAAAAGUAGCUGUAAUGGUUGAUGAUAUGAUAGAUACUGCUGGAACAAUUGCAAAAGGUGCAGCUCUGUUACACCAAGAAGGAGCAAGAGAAGUCUAUGCUUGCAGCACACAUGCUGUUUUCAGCCCUCCUGCAAUUGAGAGGUUGUCAAGUGGACUAUUUCAAGAAGUUAUAAUUACAAACACUAUUCCUGUGUUGGAGCGAAAGAAUUUCCCUCAGUUGACAGUUUUAUCGGUGGCUAACCUUUUAGGCGAGACCAUCUGGCGUGUUUAUGAUGAUUGCUCUGUUGGUUAUGAACCCUAUUCAAGCUUGGACAUUGACUGAUCUCGUUGAAGGUAGAAAGUGUUUUGGGCAGUAGCAAUUGCCUUCAUCUUGUUCUCUUGAAUGUCCACUGCAUGAAUAUUAUCUUCUAUUUUAGUCACAUGACUAGUUUCUUCCUACAAUAUUCCUGCCUGGAGUUUAGUUUCUAAAAGGCUGAUGGUUUCCUCUUUAAGCAUGUGAGCUGCAUGCAGUACCAGCUCCAUGAUGGGUUGCUGCUUACAAGGUUAAGAACUACAUGUUGGUGUUUUUUUUCUCCAUAGGUUUUUGUGCACAUCUAAUUCCAGUAAAUAGGCUAAGAGAAGAGUUUGUUGCUUGUUUGCAUUAACGUGUGCCCAUGCUUAGGGCAGAAUUGUUGCUUGAAUGUGUAUGGGCUCUAUAUGUUCCAUUCAAACCUAUCUUUUGACUAUUGCCAUGGUUUAGUUGGUAAACGUGAUAUGUUAAUAUGGAGUCAGGAAGCCUAUAUUAUAUUGUAAUGUUUAGUGAGGAUACCAGUGUAGUGGUUUUAUACUAAAAUCUCUAUUGAGAAAUCUCCAUGGUGUUGCAUGGGGAAUGGAAUGAUGAAUAAAGGUAAGCCUAUAUUAUAUUGUAA
Elaeis guineensis (African oil palm) is the source of this 1996-nucleotide messenger RNA. RefSeq names its product ribose-phosphate pyrophosphokinase 1. NCBI's taxonomy places the organism in Eukaryota, Viridiplantae, Streptophyta, Magnoliopsida, Arecales, Arecaceae. Gene Ontology annotation, cellular component: ribose phosphate diphosphokinase complex; cytoplasm. Gene Ontology annotation, biological process: 5-phosphoribose 1-diphosphate biosynthetic process; purine nucleotide biosynthetic process; ribonucleoside monophosphate biosynthetic process. The record is from RefSeq and is a predicted model, not a curated record. Gene Ontology annotation, molecular function: ribose phosphate diphosphokinase activity; magnesium ion binding.